AAUUACGUUACACGACUAUCAGGUAGUUUCCAAACAUGAAUAGGAUUCAACAAAAGAAAAGCGCGAGUGACAGUGGAACAUGGUGUGAGCGCACAGUCUCGUCCAGAAACAUUCACUUCAACGAGAUUGUCAUUGUAGCAGCGGCAAUCAGCCCUGCCGACUACGACAGAUCGGCCUGUUCACCGACCUACGACUACUGCCAUCUGCUUCAGAUCAUCAAGGAACUACGACGAUACAAACGCAACGAAAUGCACAUGUACAGGCGAUGCGAUUGCAUAGAUAAACACUUGAGCCAAUCUCUGUGGCAAAUGCGCCAAACAGGAGCUACACUGUCAGUGAAUUUCUUGAGCGCGACCUCGUUCAGUGUGUGCGAGGGAGUCUGCCUGUCAAGGAGUGAAUCUUGCACGGAUGCAAGUGCCUGUGAUACCAGUGAUGAUGGUGACGAAUAGUUAAAAACACAUGAUCGGUAUCCACAAGCUAAUAGCCGUUUAUAUUAAAUGCAUCGAACAGAUGAUGAUAUGGCACAAUACUGCCCACGGCAGGUAGACCCAUCAUCUCUCGAUCAUCUUCAACUACGAUAAUCUCGCUCCUUUAGAGAGGUUGCUCCUACGGGAAUAAAUCAUGUUAACUAAAUAUCAUAAACAUGGUCUAUGACAUGUUAACUAAAUAUUAUAAACACGGUCUAUGACAUGUUAACCAAAUAUCAUAAAUAUGGUCUAUGACAUCUUAACCAAAUAUCAUAAACAUGGUCCAGGACAUAUACGCAACAAAUAUAUCGGCAUCGAGAUUCCUUGACAGGAAUUUG
Molecule: messenger RNA, 805 nt
Organism: Sphaeroforma arctica JP610
Lineage: Eukaryota; Ichthyosporea; Ichthyophonida
Exons: 1
Coding region: 36-449 (137 amino acids)
Source: RefSeq, a predicted model, not a curated record